Molecule: messenger RNA, 6691 nt
Organism: Dunckerocampus dactyliophorus (ringed pipefish)
Lineage: Eukaryota; Metazoa; Chordata; Actinopteri; Syngnathiformes; Syngnathidae
Product: genetic suppressor element 1-like
Exons: 15
Coding region: 1614-5000 (1128 amino acids)
Source: RefSeq, a predicted model, not a curated record
AAAGUGGAUGAAGUGCACGAUAGCGCUUUUUGGAGACAGGCGUGGACAAACACAGUUUGUUAGCAUUAAAGCUACAGACACACAAAACAGUAAAUAGAGCUUACUACAGUAAAAGCAUGUUUAAACUGUCUAAAUUCUUGCUGAAAGGUUAGAGGUUAUAUUAACUCAUUGUAAGGUGAAAAUGACCAAGUACUACUUAGUAGUGGGCUUCCUUCUGUGGAGGGAGCAAGGAUUGAAGCACCAACUUUCCAGUUUCUGGACAAACUGCUCUAACUCCUGAGCCACGGCCGCACCAACCUAACACCUAAUACUGGUGUAAAAUAAUAAAGCUAUAUCAUAAGAGUAGUUGACAGAUCUUGAAAUACACCUAAAUCCAUCUUAAAUGCAAAAAAAGGGCUCGCCAAAUAUAAGACAAACAGACUAGAUAAUGGGAAAAAAUACUUCAAACUAUAGUGAAAUGAUCUGUCUUGCAGCUAGUUAAUUUUACUUGAUAGAAAAAAUCCUAAAUUUAGAUUUCUAUAUCUAGAACUAAACAGGACCUUUAAGCUGAAAAUACUUAUUUUCAGAAUAAAAUAGUUGAUACAACCAAUAAAAAGGGAAGUAUUAUUAAAAUAAGUGAAAAUGAAAUGACAUAUUAGUGCAAAAUGAAUAAGCUGUAUCCUGAAACUGGCUGAGCUUGAAAUAAACCCAAAUUAAUCUUACAAGUAGGCCAAAAAGUUUUAACAAAAAAGGUCUACUUGUUCCACGGAUAUAUAUCUUAACUCGUGCUAUUAAAAAUCACAACCAGAAUCAUCAAUAAUUAUUUUCUUUAGCCAGUAUACCAAGUUGCUCGAUUUGUCAUCAAAUAUUGUUUACAGUGUGCCAUUACCUUUCUGUUUAAUAAACUGAAUGUUGAAGCAUUGUUGUUUAGCAGUUCUUAAAUGAAGCAUCCUGUGGAUGUUGUGGAGUCUUUGAACGAGAUUUUAUUUGUUGGGAAAACCAAAAUAACUUAUUUUGAAAGUUAUUUGCUCAAUUUUAACAUUUCUGAAGUAAACUAGACAAAAAGUAAUCCCUCAUUCUAAAAUUAAGGUUAUACUGUAAAGUCAAUGAGUAAAUACCCCUUAAAACUAAGCUAAGAAAUGAGCUAACAUGUCUAGAAAUAUGAUUUUUAAUCAAUUAAUCAGUGGCAGAUCAUUUGCAGUGUAUUGAGCAGCACUUGUAUAUGUUGAGUUAAAUGAGCAGAUGUGUUGACAUGAUGACAUGUGAAUCUCCAGUGGCCUAUAGGUUGCAGUGAGAACCGAGGGUGUGUAGGUGCGUGUGUGUGUGCGUGUUCGGGAGGUUGGGGUGAGGGGGUGGUCACAUCUUCCCUCCUCUCCUCAUCCCUCGUUCCCCCCAAGGGAGCAUCAGUGGAGCAGGUGCUAGCCGCCCCAUCCAACCCACCCGUCUCUUAACCCCCCUCCUCGCCAAGCCUAGCUUCAUCCAAUCCCCCUCCUCCUCCUCCUCCUCACGCUGCUCUAUCUCUCUCUUGUCCUUCCCACAUCCUCGCAGCAGCAGUGUUCUUUUUGUCACUGCUGCUGUGAACAUGAAGAUCGGUUAAAGCUGAAGACUUCUUUUGUUUUGCCAUUUAAGUCGGCAUGAGCCAUGAGUCCACCAAGUCUCCAUCAUUAGGAAUGAUCUCCACGGCGACACGCACCACGGCCACUGUCAGUCCCCUCAGCCCACUGACCAAUGGGAGCGCGAUCACCCAGUCUGCAAACUCUGGAUUCGCUGCUGCCCUGCGCAAACUGGCCAAACAGGCAGAAGAUCCCAGAGGUUCCGCCCACAGCGGCGAUUCGUCCCCAGUGUCUUCGCCAGCCACCAGCCACAGCUCGCCGGUCACCACCCCUAAACGGGCUUCUCUUGGGCCCCUCCUAGCCCAGUCCAGGGGCCACGCUGCUGUCCUGAGCGUCCCCCCUGUGGUCACCAUUGCUCCCACCAAGACCAGCAACGGCCUGUGGAGGGCCGACGGACGACAGUCAGAGCCAACUGUCCAGAGGCUCAGCAGGGAGCGGGCUGUCGCCUCCACAGAGAGCGUUCAUCCACCGCAGGACAAGGGGACCCCACCCAUAGCCCCACCUCACCCACUGGCUCACCCAUUUGGACUCACCCCCAGCUCGGUCAUGCAAGACCCACGAAUGCAGAGCCUCAGUCUGCCUGGGCAGAUGCACCCUGCCGUUCCCUCAGGCGCCGUCCCGGAGGAGUACCUAAGAGCACUGCGGCCCUUUGCCACGACAGAUGACCUCAGGCUGACGUCUGUGCCGCUGAGUUUGGACCCUGCCAUUGCUGCUCACGCCGCUGCUGCCGCCGCUGCUUAUUAUCACCCGGCCUUCAUGCACCACCCUCUCACUUUACCCAGGAUGGAGGAAUCUUUGUGUAUGUCAGCAUUGCGGUCGCAGUUUUACUCUCUGCCUGCAGGGGGCGCCUUCCCUCCUCUCCAUCCCUCUGGCCUGCACUUAAACCUGCCUGGAGGUCGCUACCCUGGAGAGCUAAACCACAGUGUACUAGCAGAGAGGCUACAGAUGGAGAAUGAGCUUCGCCAGCGAGAGAGGGAGCAUGAGCGUGAACGGGAGAAGGAAAGGGAGCGCGAGGCUGAGCUGGAGCGAGAGAGGGAAAGGGAAGAGGAGAGGGAGAGAGAGCUGCUGGACAGACAGAAGGAGAGGCAACGAGAGCGACAGCAGCAGAUGGUCAGAGCGGCGGAGAGCCACGGCUACCUGGCUGAGGUGCAGCCUCGGAGGGCACCGCUGGAGGACAGGGCCAGGACAGGCGAGAGGCUGACCCCAAACAGACUCGAUAAACCCAAGGAGUCCGAGCCCCAAGGUUUCCCAGCACAUAAACCCAUCCCCUUGAACCUCCACUCCUCCCGGGGCUCUGUCCCGCACCCGGUUCCCAGCUUGGUGCCUUCUCACCUGGGGAAGCACCACGCUGCGCCGGGGAGUGGCAUCCAUGGAGCUCUGGCAUCCGCCAUGAUGACUCAGAGGGCCAACGAGGAGGCGUGGCUCACACGGCAGCGAGGACAUGAGAGGGAGGGGCCGACUGAGGGGAAGGAGCCUAGGAAAGACAGCUAUAGGACAGCCCAUCACCACGGGUGCAAAGAUGGACCACCUGCCCUCGGUGCUCCACCUCCUCUCAUUUCCCCUAAACCUCCUCCUCCUCCAACCACACUGUGGAACCCAGCCUCCCUUGUGGACUCCUCCACCGAUUCUCGUCGAAAACUCAACCCACCAAUUCGACCUCCCCCGGGUUUGACCAGGGCCGACCGACCCCACCUGAGCUGGGGGGAGAAUAUGAAUGACGGAUGCAGAAGGAGGACUGAGAUCCCAGAGAGAUGUGCCUCAGUGAGAGGAGGUAGUUUACAGGAGGUGAGCCUUUUGAACAAGGCCGAGCAGGAACUCCUUCUUCAGCGGCAUCACAUGAAUAACCUCCACCUGAGACUCUGCACACCUCUGUCUGACCCAGCGUCACGACACAUCGCCUCCGCGAAUCACAGAGAUGGCUUGCUGGUGUAUGAUGAAGUCCUCCAGCAACACCGCAGACUCCUCAGCAAGCUGGACAUGGAGGAGAAGAGGAGGAGGGAGGCCCGGGAAGGAGGCUAUUACUACGACUUGAACGAGUCAUAUGAUGAGAGUGAUGAGGAAGAAGUGAAGGCCCAUCUGAGGAGAGUGACAGAACAACCUCCACUUAAACUGGACACUUCCUCUGAGAAAGUGGAUUUCCUGCACACGUGCGGUCUCGUCCCGCUGGCCCGCCGCGACGAGAUCCUGCAGCGUAAGAAGAGAAAGAGGAGGAGGAUGCUGAGGGAGCGAAGCCCCUCCCCGCCGGUUGUGCAGGGAAAGAAGAAGGCCUCCCCAUUGACCACACCGUACACUGCCGAGCAGAUGGACGGCGCCCCCAAGCUGCCGGAGAAGAAGGACUUCCUCCGCAUGUUCAAGCUCUCCCAUGUCAGCCCCCAGCAGAGAAGAGACAAGCAGAAGACUGAAGAACUGCUGAAGGCAAUUCAGAAGAACGUUGUGACUUUGGACACGCUCAGAUAUAACUCUACAUCUCCAUGUAGCAGUCCUCCUGCCGCUGCCGGCAUCUCGUCAACUGGGGAGUCCUCAUCAGCCCCACCUCCCUCUUGCCAAUCAAAUGGACAUCUUUAUCUAAACUCACCCAGCCCAUCCCCUCCAUAUUUACACAAACAUAAGCAUACUCGCCACAAGCAGCCCACAGCAUCAGUACCUCCGCCAUUGGCCUCUCACCAUGAAAAGGGAGCAUUCACAGAAACCAACAAGAGGCUCCAGCUGGUCCACAACGGUCAUGCAGCAGUAGUUCCUCAGAAGAAAGAGCCCGUUCCUGGGCACAACGGUCGGAUCAGGCCCUGGGAGAGGUUAACACCCGAGGCCUUUGCUCAGCAUUUCCACCAGGCUGUGCUGCAGUCCACACACAACACGCAUCACAAAGGAAUCCCAAACUGGCUCCCUGAGGCAAGCGUGGAGGCGGGCGUGAAGGCUAAUGUCUCUCCGCUCAAAGCGCCGCAUGUUAACCAUACUCCUCCGCACGCACACGUCAACGGCCAUCACCUUCAUUUGCCUCGAGCCAGCCAGGAUGCUGUGGCUCCUCUGGAACAUGUAACUGAUGAUGAUGAUGAUGAGGUGGAGGAAGACAACUCAUCUGGGCAGGAGGAUGAUGAGGUGGAGGAGGCUCCAAGAAAAUGGAACGGCAUUGAAGCCAUUUUUGAGGCCUACCAGGAGUAUGUGGAUGAACGCAGCAUAGAGAGGCAGGUUCUUCACAGUCAGUGUAAAAGACUUGAAGCACAGAACUUCAACCUGACCAGAACUGCUGAACAACUUUCUAUCACCAUGGCGGAGCUGGUGAGUCAGAGGCAGCGGGUGAGGGAGGAGCGGGACAGGCUUCAGGCCCAGUUGGAGCACUUCAGGAGGUGUCUAACACUACCCAGCAUGCACUGGGGCAGGGGGCAGGUCAACGGGCACGCGCCCAGGUGACCUCAGAGACAACUCACACUGAACUGCAGGACCACUUUGCACUUACAGAAUCGGAAAGAAGUCACUUAGGGUCCAGGUUCCAAAUUGGACUCUCGUAUUGCCAUGGUAACCAUGAUCCAUACCACUUCCUCUUUUUUUAUUAAAUCUACUUUAGUAUUUCAAAGCUGUUAAGGUGAAACAGCACAACAACCCAUCAUUCAAUUAUACAUUCAAAAAAUACAGACAUGAGCAGGCUGUAUUGUCAAGUUAGGAAUCCAAGCACACUUCAGGCCUUAAUCAUGAUAGGAUGCACUUAAUCAUGGAACAUUUGUGAAAACGACCAUUUUCCCCCCUCAUAGAAUCCACUGAUUUCUGUCAUCCGAGCCACAAACAGCAAACAACGAUAAGUGUCAAUGGCAAAUGUUUUUUGGCAUUUUAAUAAUAGAUUUUACAUUGGUAAUUGUAAUAGAUGGAAGAAUUUUCUAUGUUUUGUUUAUUUUGCAAGAAGCCAUAGGCUGCAUUUGGAACUGCUGCUGGUCAGAAUUUUUUUUUUUAAAUACAAGAAAACAAAGAAAAUGAAGGAUGUUAUAUGAGCAUAAUGUAUUGGAAUUGUUAUUUAAACUGUUUAGAGGUGGAAAUGAGUUGACAUGACACUUGUUUGAUCGUUUAUAUGUACAGUGGAACCUCCAAAGUUGAAUACCAUCUGUUCCAUGCCGCUGAUUGACUUCCAAGUUGUUCUCAUUUCAAAAACGUUACCAUAGGACAUCAUGUAAACUGUCAUUAUAAAACGUGUUGUUUUAAGAAAUGUUUAAGUAACAUUUGAACAUUCCUAACUGUCAAGCAAGUAUGAAUACAAGUUAACCACAGUUUAAUAAACCUAAAAUAAGGUAAAACUGUUCACCCUUAAAGAUGCCUGACAGAUAAUGGAGAGGGAACAGGAACAUGGCUCAGGUGGUAGAGUGGUCGUCUCCCAGCCUGAAGGUUGCGGGUUCGAUCCUUUGUGUCGAAUUGUCCUUGGGCAAGAUACAGAACACUCCUGAUGCUGCGUCAUCAGUAGAUAAAUGUGCUCAAAUGUGUCAAACCUUGGAGGUGAAAAAGCCCUAUACAAGUGAAAGACCAUUUGCAACAGAGUAUCCUUCUGUGGCGGCAUCACAAAAUGCCAAAGAAAAAGCAACUUGUGGGGUUAAUUUGAUGAAAAACUGCCAAGUUUUAUUUGACUUUUGAAGCAUAUUAUACAGAAAAUCGUCUCUUUCCGCGAAUUCCACUUUGGCGGCACCACUGUACGACACCCAAUACCUUGACAUAAGCCUACAUAUGUGGAUAUAACUUGAAGAAACACCCGUACUCUUGUUAGAUCUUAUAUACAGUGUCUCCACCCCUUCAGCGAUUUCAGCCAAAUGAAGAGGAUUUACUGUGAAUUAAUAAGAAAACUAUUAUUCAGAUCAGGAUUGUGUUUUCAAUAUCUAAAAUGAUGAACAGACUCUCUCAAACAAGCCCAUCUUUGGUGCCAGAGGAAUGUCACAAAUGGAUCAUGUCAACAUGUUAAAAAAAUAUUUUUAAAAAAACAAAAAACAUUCCUUCCCAACAAGAGUGUGAAAUCCUGCAUAUUUGUUUUAAUCGUGUAUUAUUUUAUUUUGGAGAAACUGUAAAAUUGCAGUGAAUUAUUUAUUAACAUAUUGCUGUACAUUCAAAUAGAAAUUUGCAUUAAAAUG